Messenger RNA from Theileria parva strain Muguga, 1344 nucleotides. It is a transcript of the gene Maea, whose product is annotated as CTLH/CRA C-terminal to LisH motif domain protein. Gene Ontology annotation, molecular function: ubiquitin protein ligase activity. Gene Ontology annotation, cellular component: cytoplasm; GID complex; nucleus. Bases 1 to 1344 code for a protein of 447 amino acids. The transcript has a single exon. NCBI's taxonomy places the organism in Eukaryota, Apicomplexa, Aconoidasida, Piroplasmida, Theileriidae. Gene Ontology annotation, biological process: proteasome-mediated ubiquitin-dependent protein catabolic process. The record is from RefSeq and is a predicted model, not a curated record.
AUGUCUGAUAAUGAUACUAAAGAGGUAUCAUCACUUAAUACGGGUUCGAACUUGACAAAAAAGGAUUUAAAACUUGUUACAACCAAGAUAGCAGAGUCAAUAAACAUUGUAGAUCGCUCAUUACUUUCAGUUCCGUACGAAUUGCUAUCUGCUAGCAUAAAAGAAAUCGAACAUUUGCUGGAGAAAAAAUUAUUGAUUGUUACAACCUAUUUGAUAAAAAAAGUCGUUAAUAUUGAGGAUAAAAACUUGUUAAAGGAGAAAUUAGCAAGAGCACUGGAACGGUUACAGCAAAUCAAGGAUCAAAUCAAGAAAAUAGAUGAUGAUAUGGACCGAAAUUUAUCAAAUUUAUAUACUAGACUAAAUGAACUCAAAAAUGAACCAGAUUUGUAUAUUAACCAAAUAAAUCCAAAUUUUAAUUUUGACACUUACAGAAAAAGGGUUUCAUGGAUGCUUGGUGAAUAUCUGUCAAGGAAGUGUUUUACCAGCACUGUAAGUAUGCUUGUGGAGACAGAAAACAUUAAAGAAUUUGUGGAUUUGGAAAUCCAUGAAAAUUGCAACAAGAUAAUCGAUGAUUUGAUGCAACACGACCUAACCUCAGCUUUGAACUGGGCAGAAGAAAAUAAGAAUAAUUUGUCAAAAAUUAACUCUACUCUCUUGUAUGAAUUAAGGUUACAGAAGAUAAUAUCGAUAUUAAAAUCAGGAACACUUAAUCAGGUUCUUGAACUCAUAAACCAGUUCAUAACACACGAAGUACUUAUGAAAUGCCCAGACGCAAAAAAGAUAAUUACCGCAGCGAUUUUCUAUACCAAUGAAGGUAUCAAACAGGAGAAACAAGACGAUUUCAUCUCAUACACAUCAACUGUAGAAACGCUGGUUGAUAUUGACCCGAAAGGAGGGGAAAUAGACGAUAGAUACAGAUACUUAAUGAGCGAUCAAAGGUGGAAUAAAAUAAUUGACGAAUUCGGGAGGACAAUAUCUAAGAUUUAUGGCUUUAGAGAAAAGUCAAUUUUGGAAGACCUGAUACAGGCUGGAUUCAGCGCUAUCAAAUCCAAAGGAUGCAGGGACUACAAGAAUCCGACAUGUCCAGCAUGCCUACCUGAAUGGGCUAGCUACGUAGAACAGAUACCGAACCUACACAAAUUACAAUCAAUUCUGAUAUGUCCCAUCACUGGAACAAUUAUGGAUUAUUCAAACCCUCCGUUAGCAUCUCCAGACGGAUACGUGAUUUCCAAAAAUGCACUGAAGUUUUUAAAUCGCAACAACAACAACGAUGAUUAUAUCAUCUGUCCCAAAACCAACAAAACCAUACACAUUUCUGAUUUUAAAAAAAUUUUUAUAACUUGA